CGUUUCUCAGGUUUCACACAAGACACCCGCGCGUGAGCGACAGCUGCCCGGAGCCUGGACCUUCUCCCACACCAGCAGAAGUUUCGACGAACACUAACCUUGGGACCUAAGAUUCAAGACAAACCUUUUUUUCUGGCUGAGAAAGAGCACAACUGAGAGACCCUGAAGUGGUGGCAGCCCUCCUUCAGCAGAAUGUCAAGAUGGCGAGCCUGCUCCCUCCCCCAGGUGCCGAUGUCUUCCACCCGUUCACUUUGGAGUCGCUUGCCGAGAUCGAGCGGCGGAUGGCAGAAGAAGCCACCGAGCAGGAGCAGAUGAAGGCCCUGAAUAUCGAGGUGCCUGAGGAGGAUCUGCCCAAACCCAGAGGUGAUUUGGAAGCAGGAAAGGUCCUACCAUUCAUCUACGGAGACCCUCCACCAAAUCUCCUCAAUGUUCCUCUUGAAGAGUUGGAUCCAUUCUACAAAGCAAAAAAAACAUUCAUCGUCGUCACCAAAGGGAAUACAAUAUACCGAUUCAACGCAGAACCUGCAUGCUACAUUCUAAGUCCAUUCAACCCUAUCCGACGAGUGGCCAUAAGGAUACUCAUACAUUCAUUAUUUAGCAUGUUCAUCAUGAUAACCAUCUUGUCAAACUGCGUGUUCAUGACGAUGGGUGACCCUCCAGCAUGGAAUAAAAUAGUAGAGUACGUUUUUACUGGCAUCUACACCUUUGAGGCGCUUGUAAAGGUGCUGUCCAGAGGCUUCUGCAUUGGUGAUUUCACAUUCCUGAGAGAUCCGUGGAAUUGGCUGGAUUUUAUGGUCAUCUCCAUGGCGUACGUCACAGAGUUUGUGGACUUGGGGAAUAUAUCUGCCCUGAGGACUUUCCGUGUUCUUCGGGCCCUAAAAACAAUUACUGUAAUCCCAGGUCUUAAAACCAUUGUUGGUGCCUUGAUUCAGUCGGUGAAGAAAUUGGCGGAUGUCAUGAUCCUCACUGUCUUCUGUCUCAGCGUGUUUGCUCUCAUUGGUCUACAACUGUUUAUGGGAAAUUUGCGGCAAAAGUGCAUCAAGUCUUUUGACUGGAGCAACAGUGAUAACCUGACCGUGCUCUUCAAUCACACUGAGUUUAAUGGCACUGAAACGGCCAACAGCACAUUCAACUUUCAGGAAUAUAUUGAAAAUCCAGAAAACUACUACUAUGUGCCUGGGCAUAUGGAUCCGUUAAUUUGUGGUAACAGCUCUGAUGCAGGGAAGUGCCCUGAGGGGUACACAUGCCUGAAAGCUGGCCCAAACCCAAAUUAUGGCUACACUAGUUAUGACAGUUUUGCAUGGGCUUUCUUAGCCCUUUUCCGGCUAAUGACUCAAGAUUUCUGGGAGAACUUGUUCCAGUUGACACUCCGUGCAGCAGGGAAGACGUACAUGAUCUUCUUUGUAAUCAUCAUCUUCUUGGGUUCGUUCUACCUCAUCAAUCUGAUUCUGGCUGUGGUGGCCAUGGCGUAUGCUGAACAGAAUGAAGCCACCCAUGCAGAAGCAAAAGAGAAGGAGGAAGAAUAUGCAAAAAUCCUGGAACAGCUCAAGAAACAAGCUGAGCAGCAAAAGAACAACAUGGUCAAUGGCAGUAAGACAUCAUUAUCUAGCAGAAAGAAAGGUGAUGAUGACCAAAUUCAGAACGACUUUGAUGGGAUCGCAUUGAAACCUCUCUCAAAGUCAAAUGGAUCCAAAGGCAGCAUGAAUUACUUAGAAGUCCCUAACACGCAGAUGAGAAAAUCAAGUGCAGCGAGCGCUGCAGACGAUGCUUUAGAUGAGCUGGAGGAUAUUCAAAGGCCGUGCCCUCCCUGCUGGUACAAGUUUGCUGACAUAUUCCUGAAAUGGGAUUGCUGCUUGCCAUGGGUGAAAUUAAAGAAGUUUAUCUACCUAAUUGUAACGGACCCUUUUGUGGAUCUGGGCAUCACCAUCUGCAUUGUGCUCAACACUGUGUUCAUGGCUAUGGAGCACUAUCCUAUGACUCAACAUUUCGAACACAUGUUGACAGUGGGGAACCUGGUUUUCACUGGUAUCUUUACAGCAGAGAUGGUGCUGAAACUUAUUGCACUGGACCCAUAUUAUUACUUCCAAGUUGGCUGGAACAUUUUUGACAGCAUAAUUGUGACCAUGAGUCUGGUGGAGUUGGGCUUAGCCAAUGUUGAGGGCUUAUCUGUGCUGAGGUCCUUCCGUCUGAUGCGUGUGUUCAAGCUGGCAAAAUCUUGGCCAACACUAAACAUGCUGAUAAAAAUCAUUGGUAAUUCUGUGGGUGCUCUUGGGAACCUGACCCUUGUCCUGGCCAUUAUUGUCUUCAUCUUUGCUGUGGUGGGGAUGCAGCUUUUCGGAAAAAGCUACAGGGACUGUGUGUGUAAGAUCUCAGAGGAUUGCGAGCUCCCUCGUUGGCACAUGACAGAUUUCUUUCACUCGUUUCUCAUCAUCUUUCGCAUUCUGUGUGGGGAAUGGAUCGAAACAAUGUGGGACUGCAUGGAAGUGGCUGGCCAAGGCAUGUGCAUCGUCGUCUUCAUGAUGGUCAUGGUGAUAGGAAACCUAGUGGUGUUGAAUCUCUUCCUGGCUCUGCUGCUCAGCUCCUUCAGUGGAGACAACCUGGCAGCGUCUGAUGAUGAUGGGGAGAUGAACAAUCUGCAGAUUGCCGUUGCUAGAAUGACAAGAGGCAUUGACUGGGUAAAGGCCUUCGUUAUCGGACAUUUCACACAGUUUCUGGGACUGAAGCCAAAGGAAGAGGGUGUGAAAGCAAACGAAGAAAUCGAUUCUAAAGUGGCCACCAUGAAUUCCAGCCUGUCCGUUAUCAAAGUGCCUAUAGCCAACGGUGAAUCGGAUGAUGACGAUGAUGGCAACAGUUCUUCUGAGGAUGAAGACAAAGAAGAUAUCGAUAAAAAUAGUAAAAAGACAGAUGGAGAUGAAUCAUCAACCUGCAGCACAGUGGACAGACUUCCUGAUGUAGUAGAGGUGGAAGAAGAGGAAGAAGAGGACUCCACCGUCCCUGAGGACUGCUACACAGAGAACUGCAUCAGGCGAUGUCCUUGCUUGGAGCUGGAUGUUACCCAAAGUAAAAGGAAGGCAUGGUGGAAUUUCCGUAAAACCUGCUUCUCCAUUGUGGAGCACAACUAUUUUGAAACCUUCAUCAUCUUCAUGAUCCUCCUCAGCAGUGGAGCUUUAGCAUUUGAGGACAUAUACAUUGAACAACGAAGAGUGAUUAAAAUCAUUCUUGAAUAUGCAGAUCAGGUCUUCACCUAUGUUUUUGUCAUUGAGAUGCUUCUGAAAUGGGUAGCCUAUGGCUUCAAGGUCUAUUUCACAAAUGCAUGGUGUUGGCUGGACUUUCUCAUUGUUGAUGUGUCCCUAAUCAGUUUGACUGCAAAUAUCUUAGGCUACUCUGAACUGGGGGCCAUAAAGUCUCUCAGGACUUUGAGAGCACUGAGACCUCUUCGAGCUCUCUCCAGGUUUGAAGGAAUGAAGGUGGUGGUGAACGCGCUGGUGGGGGCCAUCCCAUCCAUCUUCAACGUUCUCUUGGUCUGCCUGAUCUUUUGGCUCAUCUUCAGCAUCAUGGGAGUCAACCUUUUUGCUGGAAAGUUCUACUACUGCUUCAACUCAACGUCCGAAGAAGUUUUCCCCAUCACUCAGGUCAACAAUAAGAGUGAGUGCUUCAUGCUCAAAGAGGCUGAUCCAAAUGUGCGAUGGAUGAAUAUGAAGGUUACCUUUGAUAACGUAGGCAUGGGAUACCUCUCCUUACUGCAAGUGGCAACAUUCAAAGGAUGGAUGGACAUCAUGUAUAGUGCUGUGGAUUCUCGUGAAGUUGAAAUGCAGCCGGACUAUGAGUCAAACCUCUACAUGUACAUUUACUUUGUCAUCUUCAUCAUUUUUGGCUCUUUCUUCACUCUUAAUCUAUUUAUUGGUGUCAUCAUUGACAAUUUCAACCAACAAAAGGCAAAGAUAAGAGGAACUGAUAUCUUCAUGACAGAAGAGCAGAAAAAAUACUACAAUGCCAUGAAGAAACUUGGCUCCAAAAAGCCACAGAAACCAAUUCCAAGGCCCACGAACUGCUUCCAAGGUUUGGCAUUUGACCUGGUCACCAAGCAGUUCUUUGACAUCUUCAUUAUGGUGAUGAUCUGCCUGAACAUGGUGACCAUGAUGGUGGAGACGGAUGACCAGAGUGAAGAGAAGGAAUAUAUCCUGUUCCUUAUCAACUUGGUCUUCAUCAUACUCUUCACCGGGGAGUGCAUUCUCAAGAUCACCGCCUUGCGCUAUCACUACUUUUCCAUUGGGUGGAACAUUUUUGAUUUUGUUGUGGUCAUUCUUUCAAUUGCAGGUCUUUUGCUGGCAGAUCUCAUCGAGAAGUACUUUGUGUCGCCUACGCUGUUUCGUGUCAUCCGACUGGCCAGAAUUGGCCGCGUCCUGCGGCUCAUCCGGGGUGCCAAAGGAAUCCGGACGUUACUGUUUGCGCUGAUGAUGUCACUUCCUGCCCUCUUCAACAUCGGCUUGCUUCUAUUCUUAAUCAUGUUUAUUUUCUCCAUAUUUGGCAUGUCCAACUUUGCCUAUGUGAAAAAAGAAGCGGGCAUCGAUGACAUGUUUAAUUUCGAGACCUUCGGGAACAGUAUCAUAUGUUUGUUCAUGAUCACAACCUCCGCCGGCUGGGAUGGUUUGUUGGCACCUAUACUCAACAGCCCGCCAGACUGCGACCCGGAUGUGGAGAACCCGGGAUCGCCUGUCCGAGGAAACUGCGGCAAUGCUGCGGUAGGCAUCGUCUUCUUCUGCAGCUACAUUGUCAUGUCCUUCCUCGUCGUGGUCAACAUGUACAUAGCCAUUAUCCUAGAAAACUUCAAUGUAGCGACGGAAGAAAGUAGCGACCCCUUGUGCGAGGAUGACUUCGAGAUGUUCUAUGAAACCUGGGAGAAGUUCGACCCCACUGCCUCUCAGUUCAUCGCUUACAGUAGCCUGUCUGAAUUCUGCGACACGCUAAAAGACCCCCUGAGAAUCCCGAAACCGAACACCCUUACAUUGAUCACAAUGGACCUUCCCAUGGUCCCUGGCGAUAAGAUCCACUGUCUGGACAUUCUCCUGGCCCUCACUACACAUGUGCUGGGAGAUUCUGGCCAGAUGGAUGCCAUGAAAGCGACUAUGGAGGAGAAGUUCAUGGCCAACAAUCCCUCGAAGGUUUCGUACGAGCCCAUCACCAGCACUCUCAGACGGAAGCAAGAAGAAGUGGCCGCUUCGACCAUUCAAAGUGCCUACCGUAAGCACGUUCUCAAACGUGGCCUCAAACAAGCCUCAUAUAUGUAUAGAGAGAAGACAAACUCAAAGAGACACGGUGAAGAGGCUCCAGAAAAGGUGGGGAUGAUAUCUGAGAAAAUGAGUCAUCUUUAUGGAGAUCAAGCCAUUGAGGACAACAAACCUACGAGUUUCUCCUUCUCUCAACGUGGGAAACCACUGUAUGGGGUUACAGUGAGAGUACAGAGGGAUGUGGUCUUGCACUCUGCUCCUUUUCCCGCUCCUGACUCGUCAGCCACUGCAGAAAAAUUGAGGGAGUCCAUUGUGUAACAGGUUUAAGCCAUACUCUACACGUAAGCUUUGGAAAGCCCAGCAAUACAGAGCCCUUUUAGGAGAUUGUUUGUUCAGGGUUAUACCUCGGCACACAACAGCCAGUUUGAAGGAGUCAGUAUGGCGAACGGCAACGAGUUAUAAUCAAUAUUACUGAUGCAAUCGAUGGUUACUCCUAGUACUGCCCUUGAGAAUACGAUCACCAAUUGUUUGUCUAAUGGCCCUGAAAAUGGUUGAGCUCUUAGUGCAGACAUCGAUGAUUUUCAAGCACAGAGCCUUAAAUAACAAUGUUUUUAAAAGAAAAAAUUGUAAUGAUUAAUACUAAUCGUUCAAAAUAGAUAGAACUGGAAGGAAAACCCAUGAGUUUCCAUGAUACCUGGCAAAGCCUAAAAUAAAUAGUGUUUUAAGAGUAUAUUACAGAUCAUUUUUGUAGUAUCUGACUUUUACUUUUUAUCAGAAUUUUUCACAGUUCAAUGUGACUAGUAUUUAAAAUAAACUCAUUUGCACUAAAUAAAAAUAACCCUGGUAGAAUGGCUUAAUAAUCAAUAUUUAACAAAGCAUAUUAGUCUUAAUAGUUAACUGUAAAAAAUAUAUAUAUUAGCCUUAACACAGACUUUACUAACUGCAGUAAAUCAGGUUUUUAUUCUGGUAGUAUUUUAAACCUUGAAUCAAAUAAAAGCAGAAUCUCUAGUUGGGCCAAAGACAAAAAUAUGACUCUAAGAUUAACUAAGUCAGACCAUAAAACACAUAAAUUGUAAAGAGUCUUCCAAACAGUUAGUUACCCAGCUGAACAUAUUGUAAAUAUGGAUUCUGGUAUGUUUAAAUUGCCUAAUGAGCUUUUUUGGUGUGCAGGGUGUACUUGUAAAUUGUUUAUCGCAAGUAUAUAGUCUCUGAAAUCUUUGGCUUCUUUAUGUAGGUUAUUUUUAUUUAUUUUUUUACUUUUAGAUAUAAUUUAUUAUGAGUCAGAUAGGAGGUUUUGUUCUGAAUGUCAAGUUGUUCAGCUCAGUUGUAUAGUGAUAAUGGAUAUGAUGUCAAUAUACAGAGAAUAUUUUAUAGAUGAAACUAUGCAAAGGAUUGCUUGAACAAGGCAUAUAAUGUCGGAAAAACUACAUGUAUGAAUGGAUGUGCCAGGGUCAGAAGAAAAAAAAAUAGCUAUAUUUUUCUAAGCAUUGUGUGUAUGAAGUUCUGUGGACACAGUUCUCAUGUCUACUAUGUCUCCAAAGACUGACCUAAUGUGACUCUUAGCAUCCCUAUCAUGUUUAACUGUACCUAUACUCAUCCAGCAUUCAGUUACUCACUCAUAAAUGUUUUUACAGUUUUAUGAUCAACAUUUUAUUAUGAAGUUAAAAGGUUAGUUCACCGAAAAAUGAAAAUUAUG
Carassius gibelio (silver crucian carp) is the source of this 6924-nucleotide messenger RNA. It is a transcript of the gene scn4ab, whose product is annotated as sodium channel, voltage-gated, type IV, alpha, b. Gene Ontology annotation, cellular component: axon; voltage-gated sodium channel complex; plasma membrane. Gene Ontology annotation, biological process: sodium ion transmembrane transport; neuronal action potential; membrane depolarization during action potential. The record is from RefSeq and is a predicted model, not a curated record. The coding region runs from base 201 to 5546 and encodes 1781 amino acids. Lineage: Eukaryota; Metazoa; Chordata; Actinopteri; Cypriniformes; Cyprinidae. The transcript is spliced from 25 exons. Gene Ontology annotation, molecular function: protein binding; voltage-gated sodium channel activity.